CGUUCGGCGGCGGCGGCGGGGCAAGGACGGGACGGGCUCGCCGGUGUUGGAUGGAGGCUCCCGUCCGCCUCGCCUGUUCUCUCUGGAAUGUACCGGGGAGCGGCUGCCGAGCGGGAGCCAGGGCUCUAUGGGCGCUGCUGAGAGGCUCCUCAGUGACUCCUAUUAGACUGAAGCUCUUUGCCAUCCAUCUUCCUAACCUGGCACUAUGCAUCCUGACCCUGGGCCUUUACAAGAACUACUUUUCCUUACUGUAAUACUUUUCUUCUCGACCACAGCUUCAGAUCUGAUUCCUCGUUUUGUUUCUGAGCCCCUUUCCACCAUCCAGAAACCUGGCGUGACUGUACAGCUUCACUGCUCUGCUGAGCCCUCUACAGCUCAUAUAUCUUGGCUGUUCAAUGGAGGGAAAUUGCACAAGAAAGUGGACCAAGUAGAUCUACAACCAGGAUCCCUGACAAUCUAUUCUCUUAGCCCUUCAAAUUCUGGUGUUUACCAAUGUGUUGCCAAUAGCAGCAUUGGUGCAGUUAUUAGUAGGCCUGCCACAGUAUCGAUUGCCUAUCUUGAUGACUUUGAGACUUUAGUGAAACAUGUAACUACAGUGGAACAAGAGAAUACAGCUUUCAUUGCUUGCCAACUACCAAAAAGUAAUCCAAAAGCACAGGUUCGCUUCCGUGUGCGGGGAAAAUUGCUAGAACAAUCAACAGAAAACUACCUAAUUCUCCCAUCUGGAAAUCUGCAAAUUUUGAGUGCAUCGUUAGAUGACAGGGGACUUUAUAAGUGUGCAGCAUAUAACCCAGUCACGGAUGAUCUCAAAGUUGAACCUAUGGGGCAUAAACUUAUAGUCAGCGCCUCUUCCUCAGAGGAUUUUCACAUUGUUCAUCCUACCAGUUCUCAGGCUUUGGCAGUACCUCAGCACAGUCCUCUGAUGUUGGAAUGCGUUGUUAGUGGACUGCCCUUAUCUUAUGUCCACUGGUAUAAGGAUGGCCGAGAUGCACUAGCUGGAGGCAGGUGGAGAACGUAUCACUCACAUCUUAAGAUAGAUUCACUUCAUGCAUCAGAUGCUGGAAAUUAUUCCUGCAUAGUGGAUAACAAUUCUGGAGUUGUAAAACAUGUAAACUACAGUCUGAAUGUACUUGAAUCUGCCUCUAUUUCGAAAGGAUUGCAGGAUCAAACUGUGUCUUUGGGGAAAACUGUGCAUUUUUCAUGUGAAAUACAUGGAAACCCUACACCAAACAUCACUUGGUUCCAUAAUGCAGCUCCUGUCCAUCUCUCUCCACGACGCUUACCUUCAGGAAGCAAACUGAGGAUUAGUAGUGUCUCCAGAGAAGAUGCAGGGUUGUACCAGUGUUUAGUCAACAAUGGUAUUGGGUUUGUGCAGUCUACUGGGAGACUUCAUGUCCAAGCAGACAAAGGUUCCAAGCCAGUUAUAACCUCACCGCCAGCAAGCUCCAAAGUGCCAGAUGGGGACACAGUUACGUUGUCCUGCAAUGCAACUGGGCUGCCCAUUCCUGUAAUCCGUUGGUACAACAGCCACGGGCUGAUUACCAGCCACCCUUCACAGGUCCUUUAUUCCAAACCACGGAAGUCAUCCUCACAAGCGAGAACUGGCAAUUCUGUUUCGGACAGAGUCUAUUUCAUCAUGUCUCGGGCUGGAUCAAGCUCCCUAUAUGUCCAGCCUGUCACACCAGAGCAUGCUGGGAAGUAUACCUGCGAAGCAACCAAUGAACAUGGCAUGGCUCUUUCAGAGGCUUUCCUUACAGUUGUUUCUUAUGAAGCUAGUACAAAGCCAGAAGCAGUGUCUCCAGUGGAAGUUACUCAGAGUGAUGAAGGUGAUGGAGAGUAUGAUUCAGAAACAAGUCUCCAAAGGUCAUCUCCCACUGAGAUUAUUGAUGAAUCUGUUACAGAAAAAGCUCUGCAUGGUGUUUCCCUGCCUGAUGCUCCAAUCAUUCUUAGCCCUCCACAGACACUUAAACCAGACCAAUACAACCUUGUAUGGAGGCCUGGGAAGGAUGGUGGCUUGCCAGUUAAUUUCUACUUUGUGAAAUACCGUAAGUUGGAUGAUAAUGUCAAUGUGUCCAGUUGGAAUACAAUUCGUGUUCCUGGAAGUGAAAAUGAACUUCAUCUCUCAGAAUUGGAACCCUCCAGUCUUUAUGAAGUCUUGAUGGUAGCUAGAAGUGCCGCUGGUGAAGGCCAGCCUUCUAUGCUUACUUUUCGUACCAGCAAAGAAAGAUCCUCCUCCUCAAAAAACACACAAACCCCAUCUCAACCAGUUGGCAUUCCUAAGCACCCUGUCAUUCAGGAAGGCUCAACCAACAAUUUUGGUGUGGUCCUUCCAGAUUCAUCUCGACAUAGUGGAGUCCCGGAGGCACCAGAUCGACCUACUAUCUCCACAGCAUCAGAGACGUCUGUGUAUGUCACUUGGAUCCCGCGUGCAAAUGGUGGCUCUCCUAUCACUGCCUUUAAAGUAGAAUAUAAACUCAUUAGCAAGAGCGGUGACUGGAAGGUUGCAGCUGAUAACAUCUCCCCUUCCAAACUUUCGGUUGAAGUCCGCUAUUUGGAGCCAGGAGCCACGUAUAAAUUCCGGGUGAUUGCUAUCAAUAAUUAUGGAGAGAGCCCACGAAGUUCUGCAUCUCGGCCUUAUCAAGUAGCUGGCUUUACCAACCGAUUCUCCAACCGUCCCGUAACAGGGCCUCACAUUGCUUAUACUGAGGCAGUCAGUGAUACUCAGAUCAUGCUAAGAUGGACUUACAUCACUUCAAGUAACAACAAUACACCUAUUCAAGGUUUUUAUAUCUAUUAUCGACCAACGGACAGUGACAACGAUAGUGACUACAAGCGAGAUGUUGUGGAAGGUACAAAGCAGUGGCACUUGAUAAGCCACCUGCAGCCUGAAACAUCGUAUGAUAUUAAAAUGCAGUGUUACAAUGAAGGAGGGGAAAGUGAAUACAGCAAUGUCAUGAUCUGUGAGACCAAAGUGAAACGUACACCUGGAGCAUCGGAAUACCCAGUGAAGGACCUUAGCACACCACCUAAUUCUCUUGACCGUGGAUCUGGGAGUAAUGCUGGUCAACCACAUGGCCCUGUCCGGAGUAGUGAUAUGCUGUACCUAAUUGUGGGCUGUGUCCUUGGAGUAAUGGUCCUUAUACUUAUAGUUUUCAUUGCCAUGUGCCUGUGGAAGAACCGUCAGCAAAAUGCCAUGCAGAAAUAUGACCCUCCUAGUUACCUCUAUGAAGGUGCUGAUAUCAAUGGACAAAUGGUUGAGUACACUACAUUGCCAGGCACAAGUCGUAUCAAUGGCAGUAUCCAUGGAAACUUCAUCAGUAAUGGAAAUGUUGCUAAUGGUUGCCAUCAUCACCACCACAAGAUUCCUAAUGGAAUUAAUGGGAUCAAUGGAAUCAUGAAUGGUGUUGUGAAUGGAGAAAAUGGUGUUUAUCCAGGACACACCAAUUCCCUGUCCAGAGCCCAUGAGGAAUAUGAACAUACCCAUCACCUAGGAAACGGUGGUGGACUGUACACAGCAGUGCCUCAGACAGACCCUUCUGAAUGCGCCAACUGCCGGAACUGUCGGAACAAUAACAGGUGUUUCACUAAAACUGGCACUUUCGGCAGCAGCUCUGUACCCAUGAUGCCCAUCAUAGCACCUUAUCAGCAGGACAGUUUAGAAAUGAAGCCGCUGAAUCACGUGAUGGUUGCUAUGUGCUUAACGCCUCCAGUCCCCGGGUGCAAUGUUGAGACUGAAGCGGAUGGCAAGGAGAACUCGGAGUCCCCUUCUUCUCAGGAUCCUCGCUGCCAAGAAAAUGUGAAUCCGCUCAAUACCGAUUGUACAGAAGAGAACAGUUCUCAUUUGGAAACCAAUCAUAUGCUGAGUUGGAGCCCACUUAUUCUUCAGCCUCUUCCAAAGGACUGUAAUGAAAAAACAGAAGGGAUUUCGAACGGUGUUACCUUGGACAGUUUGGGGGGUCUUCGACAGCUCCACCUACAGGAGACUUGAGGAAGUGACCGUUUCCCCCUCUUAAAGCCAGUAGCUGCACAGCAGAGUCGCUGAAAGGGACUGAUGACAGGAUGUUAAUUAUAAGAGUCACUAUUUAUUAUU
Gekko japonicus is the source of this 4090-nucleotide messenger RNA. It is a transcript of the gene CDON, whose product is annotated as cell adhesion associated, oncogene regulated. The transcript has 20 exons. The record is from RefSeq and is a predicted model, not a curated record. Bases 206 to 3988 code for a protein of 1260 amino acids. Lineage: Eukaryota; Metazoa; Chordata; Lepidosauria; Squamata; Gekkonidae. Gene Ontology annotation, cellular component: plasma membrane; axon. Gene Ontology annotation, biological process: axon guidance; cell-cell adhesion; nervous system development. Gene Ontology annotation, molecular function: protein binding.